Messenger RNA from Cotesia glomerata, 2480 nucleotides. Its product is annotated as mediator of RNA polymerase II transcription subunit 17-like. Gene Ontology annotation, biological process: regulation of transcription by RNA polymerase II. Gene Ontology annotation, cellular component: mediator complex; core mediator complex. Gene Ontology annotation, molecular function: transcription coregulator activity. The transcript is spliced from 4 exons. The coding region runs from base 220 to 2202 and encodes 660 amino acids. The record is from RefSeq and is a predicted model, not a curated record. NCBI's taxonomy places the organism in Eukaryota, Metazoa, Arthropoda, Insecta, Hymenoptera, Braconidae.
UUUAUGUGUUGUUUAUACGCUUACAAUUUGAUAGUCGAUGAAAAGUUUAUUUAUGGUAAUAAACUUCUGAAUUUUUAUAAAUUAUCAAUAAUUUACGCGCGGAUUUUUCUUUGAACGGUUUAAAUAAUUCAAAAAAAUAAAUUUUUUUCUUGUUUAUACGCAAACUAAUUAUAAUAUCGGGAGUGUAAAGUGUAAAGGUUAACUAAAUUUGUAAUUACAAUGGUGACAUCAAUAAGCAUUUCUGUGGAAGCUCCAUGUGAAAACCAAAUUCAAGAAAUCACUUACGAUGGACAAGAAAUUUAUCAAACACCACUUACACUCUCGGAGAAUUUAGCAAAAACCGCACAAAAAAUAGAUUUCAACAAGACAAAUACCUCAACUUCGGAUACCGAUGACGUAAAUGAUGAUCAAGCUGGAGAAGAUGGUGAAAACUAUAAUAAACAAGAUUCCAAAGAAUCGUCUCAAUCUUCUUUGCUACCCUUCGAUAGUAUAAGAACAAAAUUAAAAAAUGCGUAUACAGAGAUAUGUGUUUUACAUGAUGUCCUGGCGGUGGUAAAAGAGAAACGAUACAUGGUACUGGAUCCAGUUGCGUCUUUAAAUCCUACAAGAGAAGAGAAGACAAUGGCUCAUGUUUACGCGAGUAAAAAAGCCUUGGAGGGUGCAACUAGUGUCUUGUUCGGUGCUGUUGAACGGCUAAAAAACAGCCGGAAUGACGUAGCCGCAAAUAGAUCAACUUCUGAGUUCCACGUCGAGUUACUGCGACUCCGUCAGAAUUGGCGUUUGAAAAAAGUAUCCAACUCAAUAGUUGGUGAUUUAAGUUACCGAACAGCUGGUUCUAAAUAUGCUCAAGCGGGAAUAUUUGAGGUAACUAAAGCAGACGACGAUGAAAAUGCAGCAAGUCCUUCGAAAUCGAGCUCUCCUUCUGCUAGCCAAACAUUAUCAUCACCACCAAAGACCUCAUCACUAAGGGUGUCUAUUCCAAGUGAAUUGCAAGGCGUUGCUUACAUAAAAGUUUUGUGCCAAAAAGACCAAGAAGAUUUGUGCAAUUUCAAUUUAAAUUUAUCGCCUUCGAAUACAGCAAAACCUGACAGCGACAUGGACUGGCAACAAAAGCUAGAAGCUGCGCAAAAUGUAUUAUUUUGCAAAGAAUUGUUCAACCAAUUAGCGCGUGAAGCGAUACAGUCACAUGCAUCAAUUCCACAUUUGGUAGUCGGUAAUCAAAUAACAGCCUCUAUUUUUCCAAAUAUUCAUUUAGUAAUUGCACUGUGUCAUGGUCACAGCGCUACUGACAAUAAAAAAUCAACAUCUACGUCAACCUCAACCUCUGCACCUUCAAGUUCAACAAACACCGCUGAACAUGACCACGUUCUUGAGCACUCGCUUCAUCAAUUGCUAAGAGAAGUUCACUAUAAAAAUAGCCAUCACUCCUUUCCUCAUCCGUCAUCGGGUCAAUUUUGGCCGAGCAAACGCCGCUGUAUUGCCGGGCCAACCGCUGCUGAUCGCUACGAACUUGUGGAAAUGACCAAGAGUCAAACGAUCCUAGAGCAAAUAAUCAAACAAACUCAACAUUACAUAAUGAGAAGGCGCGCUGCCUUUGUAUUGGAUUCGAUUGCUAAAGAUGUAAAAGAUCCGAUAAUUGUUUCGCACUGGAAUGCGCUGAGUACACCGACACUCGCCUGUGUUAAAAUAAAUAUAUGGACUGAAGGUUAUGACACUGUUUGUCGUACUUCCCUGGCCAUUUAUGUUUACGAAAAAACAUUCAAGUGUGUCUGCAGAGACGGCAGAGUUAUGCACAUGAGCUAUGAACCACAAGAACUUCGUAAUCUGCUGCUUUGUCAAAUAACUCAGCAUCAAAUACUGGCGGCACAAAAUUUAGCCAAAUGUAUGGGCUGGCAAUUUUUAGCAAACAGCUCGCAUCUCGGUUUAGGUCCUGUUGAACCACUGGGCAAUGCCAAAAGCUGUCUUCUAGCUUCCCCAAAUGGCGACCGUAUGAUCGCAGUUCGCUGUAAUGCUCAAAAUGGUGUCCAAGUCUCGACUUCGCAUUCCCCGAGAACGGAUUUCUAUCCGGGGCAAGUUGUACGUGAACGUAAAUGGGAACACCAGUGCGGGCCAUUCAAAGAAGUCCAAUGGGAUAAAAUGGAGGGGAAAUCUUUUUUAAAUAAAAUGGAAUUACUGAUGGCAUCACUUACUUGCUCACAAUAGGCAUAAAUUUAUUUUAUUAUUACUUUUGAAAAUUUUUGUAUGAUCUCAAAAAGGGUUGAGUAUUAAUAGGUAAUAUCAAACUGUGUUCUUUGAGAAUAGUAUAUAUUUUUAUACCUAUGAUCAUCACAAUAAUUGAACAUGUGUGUUGAACACUGUGUCAAAAUUACAUAUGAGCUCAUAAUUAAACUCAGGAUAACAUUUUAUUGUUUAUAUAAACCUAUCUGUAUUUAAUAAUGUAAAUUGAUGUAAGAAAUGUUUUAAUAAAUAAUUAUUUUCAA